Molecule: messenger RNA, 1347 nt
Organism: Spirodela intermedia
Lineage: Eukaryota; Viridiplantae; Streptophyta; Magnoliopsida; Alismatales; Araceae
Source: the annotation of a GenBank genome assembly
AUGGAUCUCUUGACGGAAGAACAGAUAUCAGAAUUCCAGGAGGCCUUCUGUCUCUUCGAUAAGGACGGAGACGGUCUGUUCUCAUCUUCCCUCUCUUCUUCCCCCCCUCCCUUGUUUACAGCGUUCCAUCUCCCGGGCUUUGAUCUGAUCGUUGAAUUGAACACCUGAAUGAGUCUCUGCUCCUGUGUUUGUUCGUUCGUUCGUUUGUUCUUCUCCCAUGCAUGCUCUCCCCUCACUGAAGAAAAAAGACGUCUUCUCGUUGCGGACCCGCCUUCCAAUGGUUAUCUCCUCCUCCAGGGAUGGCCCUUGUAAGUUCCAGCAGCUGCGUUCUUGAAGAUGAUGCCCGAGAUAGUUGGAAAACCUUGGGCCAUUUAGCAAAGGCUAGGGGUUUCUGGCGUAUAAGCAAGAACCCGAAGCAGUGUUGUUGUGUGGUAGUUCUCGCACAACACCCUUCAGGAAUGGGAUAAAGUUCUUCUCGUGAUCCUCAAAUAAAUUCAAAAUUAUUGUCGGUGAUUUCUACGACUGCAGUUUUCUCUCUCAACGGAAUAUUUUUUUAAAAUAUAAUUUCAGCUCUCGAGAGCGAUUGUCUUAAAAAUCCGAUCUUUGAGACUCCCGGUUCCCGAUUUCAAAGUCGGCAGUUUUCCCGUUUAUUUCGGGCUUUUUGUCCUGGCGGCCCAUCCCAACUCUUCAAUUCCCGCAGGCGCCAUAACCCUGGAGGAGCUCGCCACCGUCAUCCGCUCGCUGGGCCCCACACCGACGGAGGAGGAGCUACUGGACAUGGUCGAGGAGGCCGACGUGGACAGCAGCGGGACCGUCGAUUUCAGAGAAUUUCUCAGCAUCAUGGCCAUCAAGACCAAGGUAGUACUCGACCCCAUCAUCUAAUGGGCCCGAAAAAGUUCUAGCCCAAAUAGACCCGCCCAUUAACCACCGUCUCUUCUGGCUCGGCAGGAGGUUAACGCCGAGGAGGAGCUGGACGAAGCCUUCAAAGUGUUCGACAAGGACCAGGACGGCUACAUAUCGGCCGACGAGGUAAAUUCGCAUUUAUGAAAAAUAAAAAAUAAAAAAUAAAACCCUCUUCCUAGAGGUGUAGAUUAUCAUUCCUCAAUAAUGGAUUCAUUUUUAGCAUUACGUGGCGACUUAAGUGAUUAAUUAUUUAAGGAGCCAUUUCAUACCGUUUAAGCGCUGUGCUGAGCCUGUCGUUUCUGUGCACAGCUGAGGAACGUGAUGGUCAGCCUCGGGGAGAAGUUGACUGACGAGGAGGUGGAGCAGAUGAUCCGGGAGGCUGACGUGGACGGGGACGGCCAGGUCAAUUUUGACGAGUUCGUGCGCAUCAUGAUGACCGCCUGA